This is a messenger RNA of Aphis gossypii (cotton aphid), 1138 nucleotides long. Its product is annotated as peroxiredoxin-6-like. Gene Ontology annotation, molecular function: peroxiredoxin activity. Gene Ontology annotation, biological process: cellular oxidant detoxification; cell redox homeostasis. NCBI's taxonomy places the organism in Eukaryota, Metazoa, Arthropoda, Insecta, Hemiptera, Aphididae. The transcript has 5 exons. The record is from RefSeq and is a predicted model, not a curated record. Gene Ontology annotation, cellular component: cytosol; mitochondrion. The coding region runs from base 315 to 977 and encodes 220 amino acids.
AGAUAACGGCCUUGGCGCUUCGAACAAUAUUCAAAUAAAUCUUUGAGAUUAUUAUUAUCAUUUAUAUUUUUAUCAUCAACGCUGUUUUCGAUUUAAGACUUGUUAUCUACACCUGAUACGUCCGCUCCAUCAAUAAUAAUCGUAGUCCGAGUUUCGAAACAAGUCUUCACGCUCCGCAGUAUAUAUUGCCGCAUUAAAUAAUAUUUAGUCUUAUUCGUUCGUCGUUACUCGUUCGUGUUCACGCUCUCCGCUAUCUUUAUUCAGUAAUUUUAACUUCUUUUCGUCAAUUUACUAUUGUUAUUAUCGACUCAGCCAUGCGUUUGGGUUCAGUCAUUCCGGAUUUCUCUGCUGUCACCACCAAAGGUCCCAUAAAAUUCUACGAAUGGGCCGGUGAUUCAUGGAGUGUUUUAUUUUCUCACCCUUCUGAUUUUACACCAGUGUGUACCACUGAGUUGGGUAAAAUGGCCGUGCUGAUCGACGAAUUCAAAAAACGCAAUGUCAAAGUCUUGGGUUUGUCUUGCGAUACAAUGGAAAGCCACGUUAAUUGGAUAAAUGACAUUCACUCAUAUUGUUUGGACAUCAAAGGAGAAUUUCCAUAUCCCAUUAUUAGCGACAGCACACGAGACUUGGCUGUACAACUUGAUAUGAUCGCCGAGGAAGACAAGGACAAUGUUGAGUUGGCAAUGACUAUUCGAUCUCUUUACAUUAUUGGACCUGACAAAAAAGUUAAACUCAUGAUGGUCUACCCGACUAGCACUGGUCGUAAUAUUCAAGAGAUUUUACGUUGCAUUGAUUCACUUCAGUUAUGUGAAAGAAAAAAUACCAUUGCUACACCAGCAAAUUGGGUGCCUGGUGAAAAAGUUAUGAUCCUACCUACAGUAAAAGAUGAAGACCUCGAUAAACUCUUUCCAAAUGGUUACGAAAAACGUUCAAUGCCUUCUUCAGUUGAUUACUUAAGAACAACUACAGAUUAUUAAAAUACAAUAUUAUUUGAAUCUGUUAAUCAUAUUUAUUUAAAAGAGAUUUAUUUUUCUUGAGAUGUAUUUUUUAAAUAUAUUAUUAUUUGUUUAAACCAUAUUUUAUAAUUGCUCUAGUAAUUAAUAAUUAUAUAUAAUAUUGAAAACAAUUACAAACACAA